AGCAGGUGAACGUUACUCGAUGGCUAACGUUGAGCAGCUAACGGAACAGCUGGCGUUAACUUUACAGCUUCACAUACGCUUGGGGGUUUCUAAUUAUGCGGACACAGAAUCCAGGGCAUCCAGGUUCAAGUUAAGGGCCCCGUAUAGCAGUUAUGGGGACAGCAAAGAUCCUCAGCCUCGGUCACGUUCACCUGUUUACGGGCGUGACGGACGUGAGCCUCGGGACAGCCGUGAUGGGAGGGACCCAAGUAGAGAGCCGCGGCCAGGUAGCCACUCUCGUGACAACGAUUAUCGGUACCGAAGCUCAGAGAGCAGAGACAAGGACCUCAGAGGUGAUUCGCGGGAUCCUGCAUACAGCAGAAGUGACUAUGACCGAUACUACCGCAGUGGUAGUGGUGCUGAAGACUAUUACCGGAGGAAGGAUGAACCCUACAGGGACCCUUACAGAGAUCCCUGGAACGGACGGCGUGAACCAGAGGAUGAUCGUGCUCGACCAGAAGAGCGUCGGCGUAAUGAAUUGUAUCGACAGUACUAUGAAGAACUCCAGCGGCGCUACGACAGCGACCGUCCUGUUGACUGCUCUGUGAUUGUCGUCAACAAGGCACAAAAGGAGUAUGCUGAGACGGUCGGGCGGAAAGUCCGUGAUUUGGGGAUGGUGGUGGAUCUGAUCUUCCUCAACACAGAAGUGUCACUAACCCAGGCACUGGAGGAUGUAGGCAGAGCCCGGACUCCCUUUGCCAUCAUCAUUACCCAGCAGCACCAAGUCCACCGGUCCUGCACUGUGAACAUCUUGUUCGGCACGCCGCAAGGUGAGGCAAGACCACAAAUUGAAACUACUAGAAGGUAA
Molecule: messenger RNA, 847 nt
Organism: Morone saxatilis (striped sea-bass)
Lineage: Eukaryota; Metazoa; Chordata; Actinopteri; Moronidae
Gene: ncoa5
Product: nuclear receptor coactivator 5
Exons: 7
Coding region: 20-847 (275 amino acids)
Biological process (GO): regulation of signal transduction
Cellular component (GO): nucleoplasm
Source: RefSeq, a predicted model, not a curated record